Molecule: messenger RNA, 360 nt
Organism: Leishmania major strain Friedlin
Lineage: Eukaryota; Euglenozoa; Kinetoplastea; Trypanosomatida; Trypanosomatidae
Exons: 1
Coding region: 1-360 (119 amino acids)
Source: RefSeq, a predicted model, not a curated record
AUGGGGUCGAACUUCUUGGGGUACUCAGAUGAGGAUCACGGGCUCGCCUCGGUGUGGGGUCGCCUCAUCUUUCUCUCGUGUAUUACAACGGGGAUCUUUUACGUCAUAUUCGGCCUCUUUGCGUGCCGCCGGCUCAUAGUGAAGGACAUUCGGUGGCUCCUCAUGGCGUUCCUCUACUUUUCCAUGGGCGUGUGUCACGCCUUUUUCACCCUGACACUCCUCUGCUUCGCCAUUGCUUGCGUUCUUCACACCUUUGAGAAACCAAUGCAGAACGGGGAAAUGAUCAUGUACUCCGGUAUCAUGACCAUCGUCACCAUGUACUUUGCCUGCGGGCGCAAGACCAUCCUUUACUCUCUUUGA